Geosmithia morbida is the source of this 435-nucleotide messenger RNA. Its product is annotated as DNA-directed RNA polymerase II subunit RPB7. The transcript is spliced from 3 exons. Gene Ontology annotation, molecular function: translation initiation factor binding; single-stranded DNA binding; single-stranded RNA binding. Gene Ontology annotation, cellular component: RNA polymerase II, core complex; P-body. Bases 1 to 435 code for a protein of 144 amino acids. The record is from RefSeq and is a predicted model, not a curated record. NCBI's taxonomy places the organism in Eukaryota, Fungi, Ascomycota, Sordariomycetes, Hypocreales, Bionectriaceae. Gene Ontology annotation, biological process: transcription initiation at RNA polymerase II promoter; DNA-templated transcription; positive regulation of translational initiation.
AUGUUUUUCCUCUAUAACAUGGAGCGCAGGGUCACCCUGCACCCGUCGUACUUCGGCCGUAACAUGCACGACCUGGUGACGAGCAAGCUUCUCAAGGACGUCGAGGGUACCUGCUCGGGAAACUACUACAUCAUAUCCAUCAUGGACACGUUUGACAUAUCCGAGGGUCGUAUCCUGCCGGGUACGGGGCUGGCAGAGUUCACAGUUGGAUACCGUGCCGUCGUGUGGAGGCCGUUCAAGGGCGAGACGUUGAUCCCCAAUGAUAUCCAGUGGGAUCCCAACGCGACGCCUCCCCAGUACACCAACAACGAGGAUACCGUCAUCGAGCCGGGCACCCACGUCCGCGUCAAGAUUCUGGGUACCAGGAGCGAAGUUGGCGAGAUGUGGGCGAUUGGCAGCAUCAAGGAGGAUUACCUCGGAUGCCUGCAGGAUUAA